Messenger RNA from Gastrolobium bilobum, 519 nucleotides. Its product is annotated as probable transcription factor At1g61730. Bases 1 to 519 code for a protein of 172 amino acids. Gene Ontology annotation, cellular component: nucleus. The record is from RefSeq and is a predicted model, not a curated record. The transcript has a single exon. Gene Ontology annotation, biological process: regulation of DNA-templated transcription. NCBI's taxonomy places the organism in Eukaryota, Viridiplantae, Streptophyta, Magnoliopsida, Fabales, Fabaceae.
AUGAUUGAGUUCACUUCCAAGACUUGCUCGGACCCGCUUAAGCAGCUCAAUGAAUUUUUCAGUUUCGUGAAGGGGUCGCUUCAGCUGGAUGCUUCCGUUUUCCAAUUAGAAAAGAAGAUUCGAAGGUUGAAGAAGAAGUUUAUCAACAAUGUAGAAAAGGGGAAGAAACAUAAACCUCACGAGCAUAGGUUAUUUGAAUUAUCUAAAAAUAUUUGGGCCAGUGAAGUUGCCGAAAAGGAAGAUAGUAAUAGUAACUCUGCCACUUCUUCACAGAUUUCAAAACCUGAAACAAAUGUGGUUUUCAAUGAAAUGAUUAGGUUUAUAAACAAUGGUAGUAUGUUGAAUGAGAAUGUGAUAAGGGGGAGACUAGAAUUAGUGGGAGAAUCAAAGAGGGAAGAGUUGGAGGUGGGGUGGAGUGCAUUGCUAGCUAAAAAGUUAGAAUUGUUUGCGAAACGUGCACGACUGAUAAAGGAUCAAACUAGGUUGAUGUUGGAGGCGCACAAGUCAUCAAACCAUUAG